AUGGCCGCGCCGAGCAGCCACCACCAGAACCCCACCCAGACCUUCCGAGCCUGCGAACCCUCUGGAGCACCUUCGUGCUCACCUAGAAUCGUUACCAUCAAAGCCCACAAGGACCUAAUCACAGGACAGUACAUCAUCCUCUGGAAACAUAUUAAAGAGGUCUUCAAGAACGUCCAAUAUGUCAUGAACGGAGACCUUCAUGUGGCUCUCCUGACUGACGCCAACUUUGAAGACCUUGUUCCUGAACGAAUCAGCUAUCACCCAGGCGCGGUCCUCGAUGUUGUCCUCGAUGUUGCCCCCAAGGAUAUGCCGCCACAUAACACCCCAUCGAGACCCCAGAUGCCACCUCCACCCGAUUCUUCUGCGUCCGUUACAACACUAGUCGAAAGCCCCUACGCAAAGUAUGAAUGCGAAGAAUACGUACUCACAAAGCAAUGCGAUCCUAUGGACGAGGACUUUGUUGCAACAUACACCCAGGGCAUCAUGUCUGGCCGAAUCACGGAGGCCAAGCUUAUGAGCAUGUUUCAGGGCUUUGAAGAAGACAGGAUCAGAACCAACAACUUUCAGAUCAACACUACCGACAGGCUUCAAAAGAUCCUCAAUAAUGUUACCUACAUCAAAAAGCGCAUCGAGCAUGUCAUUUCCCAAAACUAUGAGCUGCACGAGUACCCGAUUCCAAGACUAUUCAUCGUCUUGCCCAGGGAUCCUCGACGGAGGGACUGGCUUCUCAAACCGUUCAAGAAGCAGUUCCGGCUUUAUUUUCUCUGUGAGUGCGGCGAGCAUACAUCAUCCAAAGAGAGCAGGAUCUUCCACAAAAUCCAUCUGGCAAAGCACGAAGGCUACGACUUGGACCGGCCGACCGAGUUUUUCGCAAAAUAUGGCCGGUAUGCGCUGACCAUGCUCCAAAUGGUCCAGACAGGCUGCAAGAUCGCCGGGAUGGUCGUGCCAGCCUUGAACUUGUUCAGCGUUGAAGGAGUGACCGAUAAGGUGGAGAAAUCCCUCGAUGCUGUAAGGGCUAGCUUUGGAUCCGUCGUCGAUGAGAUGAUCACAUACAUUCAAGGACUGCCGACCGAUUCGAGCUACGAUCCGGAGCGGACAGACGGCCAGCUCGAGCUCGCUCAGUUGGAGGCCCUCGCGGGAGCGGAUCUUCGCCAGCUCGAGUCAUUCUUGGAAAUCAAGGACGAGGGUCGUGUCCUCGGGAACCUUUACAGGAUCGUCACUGGCGAGGGGCAUGUCAAGUGGGUCUGCAUAGAUCAUUAUCGCGAGAAUUAUCGCGAUAUGGCCAUGGUGCCGCUGAGAAAAGUUGUCGAGUCCAACGGUGGAGUGCUCAACGAGCAGUACGGGAGGAUCAAGAUCUCGGUGUCAUCCAGAGACGUAGCCAAAAAAUUUUACGAGGCCAUGGUCAAGGCACGCGGGAUCCGGGAACUGGACAUGUCACUCGCCUGGGAUGUUACCACUAGUGACCUAAGAGAACUCAAAGACGCCGUCAGUAAAGCCAUCAUUACCCAUCUGACUUUGAACGGCAGUUCCCUCCAGAGCCCCUCGAAAGCGCGCGGAUUGAUAAGCGCCAGUCGUCGUUUCGAGCCUAUCAUAGAACUCAUGAGCAAUCUAACCAUCCAAUCCUUACGACUCGAGCACUUUGACGAUUUUUUCUCCCGGAUCACCAAUGUCGCUACAAAAGUAUCUCAGCUCAAGGUGCUAUCGAUUGACGCCAAAAUUCCGCUCAAGGAAGGCAGUCCUUCCUUUGCACUUGAAAAAACGUUGGAAAACUGUCCCUCGUUAACCGAACUGACUCUCCGAAGCGACUGCGUGUGGACCACCUACAGUUUUGUCACUAGGCUGAACCCGAACCAUAAGCUCAACAAAAUGGUCCUUAAGUUUGCCAUGCCUUCUAUGAUCAGGCUCAGCGACUCCACCAUAACCAUCCGCUUUUCUCAAGGCAAGAUCUUGGCCGCAAUCGCAGACCUCUCCAAUAUCCAUGACGUUACCUCUCAAUCGCAUUUCCUGAACAAGGGUCUCCUGACAGAGCUCAAAAUCAGGCACAUUUCUACCGAUGCUUCCAGCGUCGAUCGACUCGCAGCACUUCUGAGGUGCAGUCCCAAGAUAGACAGGAUCGAGGUUACGAGUGGUGCAGGGAGCUUCCACAACAUUUUCAGCCUGAUCAAGGAUACACGCCAGAAAAUGAUCUCCGAUAGGCUCACCUCUGCGUUGCGCGAGCUACGACUACAAACACACGACCCCGGCACAGAGAGCGACGGCAAUCAUCAUAUAGAUGCUGCGAUCAUGACCGUAUUUUUCUCAGGCACCUCAGGCGAGUUCGACAUGUCGACCGACGUAAGGAUGAGCUCUCAGGCCUCCUCCUCUAUUGCUUCCGGCGUCGCGAACCUUCUGGAUAUGUAUGGUUGGUCCAUCAAGAAAUUGGUCGCUGGCAAGUCGUUCAGUAACUAUCAUGUCGAACUCCUCGAAAAAUACGCCCGCGAAGGAGACUGUGGCCCUCGGCAUCUGAGAUUGGAUCUCACCUCGGUAACACAGGUCGCCCUUGAGAAGAUGGAUUCAGUUGUUGACUGGCCUGACUACCUCGAAGACCUUCAAAUGGAGUUCCAGGAGCUGGGUAAUGCUGCCCAACAGGAAAAGAUCCAACGGUGCCUAAUCCAGUAUGGAGACCGUCUCAACGGCCUGACUCUCCGAGGCGAUCACGCAGCAGAAUGGCUUACCAGCAUCAGCAAGAUGCUCCCUGAGCGGCGCUAUCUUCCAAAACUCAACAAUUUCGAAAUCGUUUGCGUGAAGCGGCAAUCCGUCCCUACAACGUGCGCAAAAUGGCUGGCAGGGAUUCUGCAGGCACCUGUCAUCCCACCCACUGCCGCUACACCGUCCUCGCCCCAAUCUGAUCCACUUGUGAGUCCAUCCUGGCCAUGGAUGCCAUUGCGUGAUGUACGCUUAGAGAACAUGGAGUUUUCUGCGGAUGAUUGGAACUUAAUCAUCCAGGCGGUCGACUUCUCAACGUUGGAGACCCUGAGCUUCGAAAAUACGAAUUUUGGGCUCCAGCAAAUGCGAGUCCUUACGGAAGUAAUUCCUCAGAACGGCGUUGAGGUGUCGCUCAAGUCCCUGCAUGUGAAGGGCUCAGCUUUGGCGCGAUGCAGAGAUAUGGUGGAGCUGAAGGAGGUGGAAAUCGCGUUCAAGGAGAAGACAUUAGUGACUGAGAUUAAGGAUUUCCCAUUAAUUUAG
Messenger RNA from Gamsiella multidivaricata, 3225 nucleotides. RefSeq lists its product as uncharacterized. NCBI's taxonomy places the organism in Eukaryota, Fungi, Mortierellomycota, Mortierellomycetes, Mortierellales, Mortierellaceae. The transcript has 2 exons. The coding region runs from base 1 to 3225 and encodes 1074 amino acids. The record is from RefSeq and is a predicted model, not a curated record.